Messenger RNA from Chinchilla lanigera (long-tailed chinchilla), 861 nucleotides. It is a transcript of the gene CUNH1orf105, whose product is annotated as chromosome unknown open reading frame, human C1orf105. The transcript has 7 exons. The record is from RefSeq and is a predicted model, not a curated record. NCBI's taxonomy places the organism in Eukaryota, Metazoa, Chordata, Mammalia, Rodentia, Chinchillidae. The coding region runs from base 285 to 836 and encodes 183 amino acids.
UUCUAGAAGGGGGUGAUUGUGACUUCUGACAAAGAAAGGAAUAAUGGAACUGAUUUUGACCAAUCAAAAACCAAAUGUAUCAUUCCUAGUGGAGGAUAUAAUGCAAGACUCUAACUCACAGGGUUGGUUGGUAGAGUUUUGAAACCAUGGUCUUCUAACCUGCUUUACCUCCUGACCAAGUGUCUGUGGAUUUAGAAGGUAAUUCUGCCAGGCUUCCACAGACAGUAGGGAGGGGAGGUGGAGUUCCCCAGGCUGCAGCUGGAAAACCCCGGAACAUCGAAGAGAUGGAAAAAAGAGAACUAAAGGCUGCUGUUCCAAAAUUUGACAAGGUCCCUUGGCUUAGUGAGGCCAGCCUCACUAACAAGCCGCUAGUGAUCAGUCUCCCAAACAGAUCUCACUCCUCUGCUGCUUUUCUGACCUCGUGGAGGAGGCACAUGAAUUCACCUACUUCAUUUCAAGGUCCAGAUGUCUCAUCUAAGGAUGGAAGGAACCAGAGUGACCCCUGGUUGCUCAGAAACAAGUGGCUGUGCUCCGCAUGUCGAGAAGUAAAAAUGGCACAACCAAGAACUAUGACAAUCCCAGAUGAUCUGAAACUAUCCUUCAAGAAUCUAAUGAAUCACAGAAUGAUGAAUCUUCGUCAAUCCAAAGCCCAGGCUAUGCCUAAACCUUCUUGUGAUGACAUGCUAACAGAGAGUAUUCACUACAGACUGCCUAUUGUGGGUCCCAGGACGGGUGUCUUCCACGGGCUGCUGUCAGAUGUCUACAGAACCCUUCAGGAAACUCAGCACCCUCCCUUGCCCAGAAAGAAACCAAACAGCAAGGCAAUAAAGCGAUGAGGCAUCAGACCUCCCCCUCUCUUGA